Messenger RNA from Microplitis mediator, 2248 nucleotides. RefSeq names its product CCR4-NOT transcription complex subunit 2. Gene Ontology annotation, biological process: nuclear-transcribed mRNA poly(A) tail shortening; regulation of stem cell population maintenance; regulation of DNA-templated transcription. Lineage: Eukaryota; Metazoa; Arthropoda; Insecta; Hymenoptera; Braconidae. Gene Ontology annotation, cellular component: P-body; CCR4-NOT core complex. The coding region runs from base 698 to 2101 and encodes 467 amino acids. The record is from RefSeq and is a predicted model, not a curated record. The transcript has 8 exons.
AAAGACCCCAAUAGUCUGCAUAAUAUAUUUUGUUAACGAUAUAUAUUUUUAUAUUAUUACUGAAAUAACUGUUUAUAAUUUAUUUAAUCCAGAUUAUUUAUAAAUAUCAAUAAUCAGUUUAACAACAAAGUGAGAUAUAUAUGUUAACUUACAAAUAUAUAAAAAAAUAAUUGAAAAAAAAAAAUAUAUAUAUACAUCCAUUGGUUGCUGAUUUGGACGCAUUUGUGAAAAUUGCUAAUAUGGCAGAAAAUUGUCAACUCUGAUAUUAUAUUGUUUAAGUUUAUGUCAUUUAUUAUUUAUCAUAAUUAUUAACAGUAUUAUAAUUGUUAAGUGGUGAAUUAAAAUGUAUAAAGAAUAACAAAUAAUUGUAUGAUUGUGUACAGGGACUUAAGUGGUGAUUAUUUUGUUGCGCGGUGAACAGUACCCGCGUAAAAUUUAUUCUUGUGUCGACACGUUUAUUCCUUUUGCUAUUAUUAUAUAUACAUACACACAUAUAUAUAUACAAUACAUAUACAAUAAAUAUAUACAUCGUUAAAUCAACAUACAGAAACUUUACAGUGAUUAUAUAUAUAUAUUUUUUUUAAUUAAAACAAUUAGUCUAUGGGUCUAGUUAUAAUGAGUAUGGUUAAAUUUUCGACACUAUAGAUUGAUAACUGGAACUUAAUUAAUAGGUAAUUUUAAGUGGAGAUAACAGGCUAUGGCCAACCUGAACUUUGAGCAGCCACCACGAAGUAUAGCAACAGCGAGCCUUUCGUCACGUGGGGCUGGUGGUGGGGGCUUGAGCUCUUCCACCCUCGUGGGUCAUGUCACACCUACCUCGGGCAUGUUCUCAGGUUCGUCGGCGAGUACCUCAAGCACGGCGAACUCAGCGAUCGUCGGAGCCAGCAUUUAUCCUGGUGCCUCGGGCGCAGCCUCCCAAUCUGUUGGACACCAGCCUCAGCAGCAACAGCUCUCGCCGAUGGGUACCAGGGGACUCUUCGGACAGAGAGCGUUUACGGAUAGACGUAACAUGCCAACUCUUGGAAACUCUAAUCCAAUGGGUAGUAUGGGAAGUUUUGGAAUACCUCAGAGUCGGAGUUACGGAUCUCAAGGUGCGAUCAACAAUUUUCAUUCUGUAUUUGGGAGCGGCGGAGGUGGAGACACCAGCACUCCUCCACUGUUAGACCUCUCGGAGUUUCCCUCCCUGACGAAUCGAGGCCAGGGUGAUUCGAUGCCCCAACCUAGCCCAAUGCCGGGCAAACAAGCUUAUGAUCCUUAUCUCGUUGCAGUUGGUAUGGUAAAACAACCAACGUCCGAAGCAAGUGAGUUCACGAUGAGCUCGGAAGAUUUUCCUGCGUUACCUGGUACACAAAGCAGGGAAGGUCCAUCACCUGGCGGCAGCGUGACGGGGGAUAAAAGCCUGUCUGUUGGUCUAGGUCCUGAAAUUGGUCAGGACGUAUUACAAAAUAAUAGAGCACCUGGUUCCGAAAAGUCACAAGCGUCCAAAAGAGGCAUCCAAACCUCACCUGAUGGAAAAGUAACGAAUAUACCAGCAAGUAUGGUGAAAGACCAAUUCGGUAUGGUAGGAUUGUUAACGUUUAUUAGAGCAGCAGAAACGGAUCCUAAUUUGGUAUCACUGGCACUCGGACAAGACUUAACAGCAUUAGGAUUAAAUCUAAAUUCUCCUGAAAACCUUUACCAAAAUUUUGGUGGACCCUGGGCGGACACGCCUUGUCGACCGCAGGAUAUUGACUUUCACGUGCCGCCCGAGUAUCUUAUUAACGCAGCUAUAAGAGAGAAGUUGGCACCUGUAAAACUCAACCGGUACAAGGAUGAUCUCUUAUUUUAUAUGUUUUAUACAAAUGUUGGUGAUGUAUUACAAUUAGCAGCGGCAGCUGAAUUGUAUAGCAGAGAAUGGCGAUAUCAUAUGGAGGAGAAGGUUUGGAUUACGCAAGCACCGGGUCUUGGAGUGGUUGAAAAAACCUCGACGUAUGAACGUGGUACUUAUUAUUAUUUUGACGCGCAAAACUGGAGAAAAGUAGCCAAGGAAUUCCAUCUUGAUUAUACGAAGCUGGAAAGUAGACCUCAUCUUCCUACGACCUUUCAUCAAACCCAGCCUUGACUGCAGAUUUCUCUGUGGAUACUUGAGCUGAAUAUGAGCUGGGCGAAUCCAGCAAUUGUAUAAAUGAACAAAUUUAAUAAUCUUUAAUAAAAACAUUAAAUUCGAAGAGUAAUAAAUGAAAAUUUCUUGCACGCCAGCUUUUAUAUA